CAAACAGUAAACGCAAAAAACAACAAAUACCCUUCGAUACCAGUCAACAAAAAAGCUUUCAAUAUCAAAGGAGACAUAUGUACUAAAAUGGAGACUUUCUAUCUCGUAAAGAAUGAAUUCUCUAACAAGUACCCAUCAAACCUUGACCCAUGGAGUGUUCACUGGGUAGGAAGAAAGUCAACAGUAAACACAAGAAAGGUGAGCUCAAACGACAUCGACGAUUCAGUAUUUGCCAAGUCUCCACUUAACCUUGCAACAAAAGCCCUGAUACGAUCGACAACAUAUUCAACAAAUGCGGGAAAUUCGUCUGCAGAGCUAGAUCAGAUUUUACAUAUUGAAGAAAUAAAAGAUGGUAUGAAUAUGUGCGAUACAUGGUCAGAUGAAAUGCAUAUCGAUGUUGCUGAUGUGCUUAGACCAAAUGAUAGUCCUCCUCAGAUUGAUGAGACAAUCUUCGACAAAUCUCCAUUCAACCGAGCAGCCAGGUCAAGAAAAGCAAGACGAGGGAGAGCCCCCAUCAACAAUACAGAUGACUUUUUACCAAUUGGAACCCUUGUAUGCAAUACAAUCAAUCAGUCAGAAAAUUAUGAAAGAACCACAACGGAUGCAACUUCUUGUAAAGCCUUCAUUGAAACGCUCGAUCCAAUCAAACGUUCUGGAAAAAACGACAAAGGAUGUAAUCACGGCAAUAUAGAGGACCUGAGUACACACAUAGGCAUUGAUAAUAACCAUGUUGAAUCAGUAGAGAUGAAGAGCACAAGAAAACGCGUCGGAAAGUUCCUGAGACGGUAUUUGCAGUUUGGAGGAAAGACACAAGCUGAAUGAUAGCAAUUCGUCAAAACAGACUUUAUUUUGUAUUUUUAUGAAUUCAAAAUUAUUACCAGUGUAAAAUACAAGCAAUAGCAACAAGAAUUGUAGAUGUAUAUGAUAAUCUGUAAGUUUUGUUUUGAAUCACCUUUGUACAGACUCCCUCUACUUCUCCUACUGUGUCUACUACCCAGUGAUAAGCCAGUAGUGUUUGCGUCUGUCUCUUCAGUACCGAUAUAUGUCCCUGUUGUAUGUGAUUCAACGCCAUCAAUAACAGUAUCAGUCUCAUCUUCAGGAUCAACACCAGCAUCAUCAACACUAGCAUCAUCAGCACCAGCAUCAUCAACACCAGCAUCACCAGCACCAGCAUCUUCAACAUCUUCAGCAUCAUCCUCAUCAACACCAGUAGCGUCCUUCUCAUAUCUAGCAUCUUUAUCGUCAUUAUUAAUGUAUUGUUCAUCAUCACUUCUCCCUUCAUGUUCACUCGGAUCGUUUGAUGUAUCAAUUAUUUUGGCGACUACAGUUCGAACCCUCGUAUCAUGUAGGGAUGUGUGUUGUGUUGAGGAAACAAUGUCCUUGUCAAUUUCGGAACCAGGUGUCCCUGCAAUGUGAGAAAGGAGUAACAUGAGACUCGCGAAUGUAUUAAUAUUAGUGGCACAACUGCUACAACUUUUGGACA
Owenia fusiformis is the source of this 1483-nucleotide messenger RNA. The record is from the annotation of a GenBank genome assembly. NCBI's taxonomy places the organism in Eukaryota, Metazoa, Annelida, Polychaeta, Sabellida, Oweniidae.